AUGAAGCGUUUGGGUACGACUUGCCUUGUGGCGGUCGGGGGCAGUGGCGAUGGGGUUGGGCACGUUUCCAUCGGCGGGGGCUUGGCCUCCUCCUCCGGCGUCCUGCUUCCGAUGUACUCGCCAUUGCGAGAGCAGAAAUGCUUCUUGCGCAACCUCCAUCAGUACCCCCACGCUCGCUAUAAAAGCCUUGUUAAGGAUCGGCGACGAUUCGCACGCAAUUGGUGGUUAACCGGGGGGAAUAAUUACGAACUCGUCAUGGAGGUCGGCCACGAACGGGAAGCGACCGAAAACUUUGGGGUCUAUCGCGACGACAGCAAAAAUGAUGUGUUUCUCUUCUCCACCAACCGUCUCGAAGACCUACCACCGGAGAAACGCCUGAACGCCCUCGUGGGGAUAAUGAAAGAACGCUGGAAGGUGCGGGAUAGUGAUCGUGGCUUUGACAAGGCGAAAUUGCUACUUCAAGCCCUGGAGUGCUUUAGUGAGAUGCGGCUAUUGGGGCAAAUUAAGGUGUUUAAGUCCCUCCCUGAGGCCGAUCAGGAUACCUUUUUACAGUACGUUGAGGGUUGCGUAAAGUUCGCGCAGGCCUGCGCGCACUCACACCCAGACUCCGUGGCAGUGAUGCUGCGCGCGGCGCAAAUCUGCGAUGACAUGCGCUGCGAGGAGAAGCGCGAUGAACUACUGCGCAUGACGGAGCUGGCCGCCCGUCGUAUGGAAAUCAGCUACGCCUUUGCGCGGCCGCGUGAUAACAUUAAACUCGCGCCACCUACAUUAACGGAUUCAUAUUUUUCGUUGAAACUGCGCGAUGUCAAGACGAUGAAGGAACGGUUUAAAAGCUCGCCUUGGGUUCUAGAAAACAAUCCCCGUAUUGGGUAUUUACGCGGUGUUCGCGGCCGGCGAAUUUACUAUACGCCCAUGGAACCGGACGAUCCUAUAACAAAAAUGAUGCAACUGCACUCCGGGAUGAUCAAGGAUUUUUGA
Messenger RNA from Phytomonas sp. Hart1, 978 nucleotides. The record is from the annotation of a GenBank genome assembly. Lineage: Eukaryota; Euglenozoa; Kinetoplastea; Trypanosomatida; Trypanosomatidae.